Leptosomus discolor (cuckoo roller) is the source of this 997-nucleotide messenger RNA. Lineage: Eukaryota; Metazoa; Chordata; Aves; Leptosomiformes; Leptosomidae. The record is from RefSeq and is a predicted model, not a curated record.
UUUUACAGGGUGGAAAAAUACAGACCCAUGAAACUAUGCGAAAUAGUUGGAAAUGAAGAUACAGUGAGUAGGCUGGAGGUCUUUGCAAAAGAAGGAAACGUACCAAAUAUUAUAAUUGCUGGUCCCCCAGGAACAGGUAAAACCACCAGUAUCCUCUGCUUGGCUCGUGCUCUUCUUGGUCCUGCGUUGAAGGAUGCUGUUUUGGAGCUGAAUGCCUCAAAUGACAGAGGCAUUGAUGUUGUGAGAAACAAAAUCAAAAUGUUUGCCCAGCAAAAGGUCACGCUUCCAAAAGGUCGGCAUAAAAUAAUCAUCCUUGAUGAAGCAGACAGCAUGACAGAUGGAGCACAGCAAGCAUUGAGAAGAACAAUGGAAAUUUAUUCCAAAACAACGCGCUUCGCACUUGCGUGCAAUGCCUCAGACAAAAUCAUAGAACCUAUUCAAUCCCGGUGCGCAGUGCUGCGUUACACCAAGCUGACAGAUUCACAGAUCCUUGCAAGGCUACUGAAAAUUGUUGAGAAAGAGGAUGUACCGUAUACCGAUGAUGGACUAGAAGCCAUUAUCUUCACAGCGCAAGGAGAUAUGAGACAGGCAUUAAACAACUUACAGUCCACAUAUUCUGGAUUUGGCUUUAUAAACAGUGAAAAUGUCUUUAAGGUAUGUGACGAGCCUCACCCUCUGCUUGUGAAAGAAAUGAUACAACACUGCGUAAAUGCAAAUAUUGAUGAAGCGUACAAGAUUCUUGCCCACCUGUGGCGACUUGGAUACUCUCCAGAGGAUGUGAUUGGCAACAUCUUCCGUGUGUGUAAAACCUUUCAGAUGCCAGAAUAUCUGAAACUGGAAUUUAUCAAGGAAAUCGGGUACACUCAUAUGAAGAUAGCAGAAGGUGUGAACUCCCUUCUACAAAUGGCUGGACUGCUGGCCAGGCUGUGUCAUAAGACCGUGGUCCCUGCAGCAAGCUAGGUGCUUCGCUGCUCUGCAGCCUGCCUGGCUGCAAGGU